Messenger RNA from Phlebotomus argentipes, 2051 nucleotides. RefSeq names its product DNA mismatch repair protein Mlh1 (gene Mlh1). The coding region runs from base 81 to 2051 and encodes 656 amino acids. Gene Ontology annotation, cellular component: MutLalpha complex. Gene Ontology annotation, biological process: mismatch repair. The transcript is spliced from 4 exons. The record is from RefSeq and is a predicted model, not a curated record. Gene Ontology annotation, molecular function: ATP-dependent DNA damage sensor activity; ATP hydrolysis activity; mismatched DNA binding. NCBI's taxonomy places the organism in Eukaryota, Metazoa, Arthropoda, Insecta, Diptera, Psychodidae.
ACUUUUUACAGUAUUUGAUGCCAUGUUUGCUCUCAAAUUGCUCUGUUUUCCGUGAAAAUACUCGAUAAUUUGGUGACGAAAUGGAACCAGGAGUUAUUAAGAAGCUCGAUGAGAAUGUUGUGAAUCAAAUUGCAGCAGGAGAAGUGAUUCAGCGUCCGGCAAAUGCUCUAAAAGAGCUCAUUGAAAAUUGUCUCGACGCCAAAGCCACCAACAUUGAGGUGACUGUGAAAUGUGGGGGCAUGAAAAUGUUGCAGAUCCUGGACAAUGGCACAGGUAUUCGGAGGGAAGAUCUGGAAAUUGUCUGUGAACGCUUCACGACGUCAAAGUUGGAGAGAUUCCAUGAAUUGUCUAGGAUUUCUACUUACGGAUUUCGCGGUGAAGCCUUGUCCAGCAUCAGUCACGUCGCCCAUCUGCGGAUCCAGACGAAGACGCGCGACUCUGUGUGCGCCUACAAGGCGCAGUAUGAAGGUGGGAGAUUGAGAGGAGAUCCUGUGCCUUGUGCCGGCAAUCAGGGCACAAUAAUCACGGUUGAAGAUCUGUUUUACAACACACCACAGCGGAGAAACACUCUGAGGACGCCAAAUGAUGAGUAUCAGUUGAUUUACGGCGUGAUAAGCAAAUAUGCCAUCCACAAUCAUCACGUUGGUUUCACGCUGAAGAAGUUUGGCGAAAGUCCAGCCAUAAGAACCACAGCGAAGUCUUCAGUCUUGGACAACAUUCGGGUGAUUUAUGGCAAUUCGGUGGCAACUGAGCUGCUUUCCGUUGAGUUCGCAGAUCAAGCAUUGAAGUUCUCAGCCAGAGGUUUUGUCUCCAAUGGAAGUCACGCGCUGAAGAAGGGCAUUUUCUUGCUGUUCAUCAACAAUCGCCUCGUGGAGUGUGAAACCCUCCGGACGGCCUUGAAUGAACUCUACAGCGCAUUUAUUCCCGCGGGAAAUCAUCCAUUUAUCUACAUGAGUCUCCAAAUUGAUCCUCUGGCCAUCGAUGUCAACAUUCACCCCACAAAGCACGAGGUUCGCUUCCUCCACGAGGAUGUCAUCGUGCAGAGAAUCGUCCAGAAGAUUGAGGAGAAACUGCUGGAAGGGAAGUCUUCGAAGACUUUCUACACGGAAUCUCGAUUGCCGUCGCAGAAAGCGACGAAAAAUCAACCUUCUACUUCGGCAGAGCCCAAAGAAGAGCGCAAAACCACGGAGGAAAGUGCAAAGAUUGUCCGGACGGACAGUCGAGAGGUGAAGAUUGAGAAGUUCUUCUCGCAAUCCUUCACUUCUUCUCCAAUCAUCACGAAGAGUGAGCCAAAGGCAGAAACAUCAACAAAAUCACCAAAAGCACCAAUGCUGACCAGCAUCUUGACGCUGAGAAAGACGGUUGAGGAUAAUUGCAGCGAUCCGCUGCGGAAGAUCAUCAAUGAGUCGAGUUUCGUUGGUGCUGUGGAUAGGAAACACUUCCUGAUUCAAUCGGAGGACAAGAUGUUCCUCUGCGACACCAGGAAGUUGUGUCAGGAACUCUUCUACCAAAUCCUCCUCUAUCACUUCAGGAACUUUGGGAAAAUCGAACUGGAGGAACCCCUGAAGCUGGAGGACUUGGCCAUGAUGGCGCUGGACUCUGAGGAGAGUGGCUGGACGCCAGAGGAUGGCGAGAAGAGUGAUUUGGUGCAAUUAACAGUGGAGAUUCUGUGCGAAAAGGCGCCAAUCAUGAAGGAUUACUACAACUUGAUCAUCAACGCAGAAGAUCACACUCUGAGAACUCUUCCAUUGCUGCUGGCCAGUUUCACGCCGCCCAUGAGCUAUCUGCCCAUGUUCAUUCUGCGUCUGGCCACAGAUGUGGACUGGAAGAGCGAAAAGGAAGGUUUAGAGUCGCUUAGUGAGGAAAUAGCGCGCUUCUACUCAGAACCGGAGUUCUGCGAGGCUGAAGAGCAAGUUUAUGCCAUUCUGGAGCACAUCCUUUAUCCCGCCAUGAAGGAGUAUCUCAUCCCGCCUCGGAGUUUUGCCUCCAACAAGGCAUUCCUCGAGGUUGCAGCGCUUCCGGAACUGCACAAAGUCUUCGAGAGAUGUUGA